CUCUCUCAUUUGUAUUUGUAAUUGGAAGCUGCAUCGCACUUUCACAUAUUUCGUUGGUUACCGUGCUUGAUCCGUACAUUUAUGUACCAUAUAUCAUCCUCAUGAUAAUCAACAUUUAACACAGCAACCUCAUUGUAAUUUCUCAACCUCGCUUUUCUUCCUCUUCAUUGCAGAUCUCAUCCAUCUGAGUUCAACAAAAAUGGGAAUCACAGAAGAGAGAGUAGUGGCAGUUAUCAUGGUUGGAGGCCCCACCAAAGGCACUCGAUUCCGUCCAUUAUCAUUCAACGUUCCCAAACCACUCUUCCCAUUAGCUGGACAACCCAUGGUUCAUCACCCCAUCUCUGCUUGUCGAAAAAUUCCCAAUUUGGCCAGGAUUUAUCUCAUUGGUUUCUAUGAAGAACGCGAAUUCGCAUUAUAUGUAUCGUCCAUCUCCAAUGAACUUAAACUCCCUGUUAGGUACUUGAAAGAGGAUAAGCCGCAUGGUUCUGCUGGUGGUCUUUAUAACUUUAAAGAUCUCAUCAUGGAAGAAGAUCCGUCGCAUAUUUUCUUGCUCAAUUGUGAUGUUUGCUGCAGUUUUCCACUGCCACAAAUGCUAGAUGCUCACAAAAAACAUGGUGGCAUGGGAACAAUACUGGUUGUCAAGGUUUCUCCGGAGUCGGCUAGCGAAUUUGGGGAAUUGGUUGCUGAUCCGGUCACCCAUGAACUCUUGCAUUACACAGAGAGACCUGAAACGUUUGUUAGUGACCUUAUAAACUGUGGUGUGUAUAUAUUUACACCAGAUAUCUUUACUGCCAUUGAGGGUGUUUCUUCUCAGUGGAAAGACAGAGCUAACUUAAGGCGUGUCUCCAGCUUUGAAGCAAUGGUGCCAGACACAAGGAAUCAUACGGCCAAUUAUGUCAGAUUGGAUCAAGAUAUCCUCUCACCUCUUGCAGGGAAGAAACAGUUGUAUAUACAUGAAACUUUGGACUUUUGGGAACAAAUCAAAACUCCUGGAAUGUCCAUAAGAUGUUCGGCCUUGUAUCUUUCACAAUUCCGUCACACAGCCCCCCAUCUAUUAGCAAAUGGAGAUGGUAUUAAGAAAGCCUACAUCAGCGGUGAUGUUUAUAUUCAUCCAUCAGCUAAAGUGAAUCCGUCUGCAAAGAUUGGUCCUGGUGUAUCAAUAUCGGCAAAUGCUCGUAUAGGAGCUGGUGCAAGGCUCAUAAAUUGUAUAGUCCUUGAUGAUGUUGAAAUCAAGGAGAAUGCUGUUGUUCUUCAUGCAAUUGUUGGAUGGAAAUCCUCCAUUGGACGAUGGGCACGUGUCCAGGGUCGUGGAGAUUACAAUGCAAAACUCGGCGUCACUAUACUUGGUGAAUCUGUUGCAGUUGAGGAUGAAGUGGUGGUUAUUAAUAGCAUUGUCCUUCCAAACAAGACCUUAAAUGUUGGCGUUCAAGAUGAGAUUAUUUUAUAGAACAAACCCUCUACUCCUACUGUUGGGUUUUCAUUUUCCAUGUAAUGGCCUUUGCCUUUGGUUUAAUAUCUAUUUUAGAAUUCAAAAAACGUGUAUAUUGUUCAUUUUGUCAGUGUUUGUUUGUAUCAAAAUGUUUAUUGUUGCAUUACCACAUUUGUGCUGCUAUUUUAAUACGAAAGAAAUAAAUCAUUUCAAAUAUCA
Lathyrus oleraceus (garden pea) is the source of this 1648-nucleotide messenger RNA. RefSeq lists its product as uncharacterized. The coding region runs from base 200 to 1447 and encodes 415 amino acids. Gene Ontology annotation, biological process: biosynthetic process. NCBI's taxonomy places the organism in Eukaryota, Viridiplantae, Streptophyta, Magnoliopsida, Fabales, Fabaceae. The transcript is spliced from 12 exons. The record is from RefSeq and is a predicted model, not a curated record.